UCUGAUAUUAAUACUAGUUAUACAUCUCUAACCAGCAGUACAACUUUGUCAACUGAUAUUAAUGAAAAUUCGGAAUUAUAUAAUCUUUUAUUAAAGAAGAGUUAUAACAUAAAAUUGCCAUCUUGUUGGUUAAAUGAUCUUACAACAAAUAAAAAACUUAAAACUAAAUUUAUAUCAUUUUUUAAAAUGGGAUGUUAUGGUAACAGGUGUCAACGAAUUGUUGAAAAGCAACUAGUAGUUACUGAAAAGUCUGAACUUAUUAUAUAUGUACUGGACGUACAGCUCUCUGUUGAAGAAAUAGAAAUGUUUUAUCCUACUUCAUCUGUUACUUUAACAAAGCCCACCAUUUUAGAUAUUGAGAAAAUAAUAAGUACCCUUGAUAAAGCAUAUGUAUGUUAUGGUGCAGCAUUGGUUUCUGACUUUCCAAAUGUAAAACCAUCUUUUGGAUUUCAAUAUACCAUGAGCAAUGGUUAUUGGAAACAUUCAAACUGUAAAAAAAUAUCAAUUGAAAAUAGUGGUAUGUGUUCAUGGUGUCAACGCCUAUGUUUUUCAUUGAAAAGAAAAAACAAGAGGUUAAUGGAUGGAGACAAAAUAAACAUAUUUUUCUCACCAUCUAAGUUAAAACCCCUAAAUAAACUAAGACACACCAAGAGGGUAGUGAGACAAAAGGCUGCAAGAGCCAAUACUAGAAUCAUGAAGCUUCAAAAUAGUUUAAGGGAAGUACAAAACCAAAUGAAAAUGUUUUCUGAAGAAUCAUUAACAGAUAUAGUUGAAAAAUCUGGUAUUUCACAAAUCCAAUUAGAUUUAUUACAUGAAAUAUUUGCAGCUGCAAAACUGAAAAACAAUAAAAGUCGACGUUACUCAGAAAAUUGGAUGCUCUUAUGCUUAUUAUUUCAAAUCCGAUCUCCUUCAGGAUAUAAAUUUUUGAAAGAAUAAGGAGUUUUGCCAUUACCGUGUGUUGAAACAAUUAGAAGACAUUUGCUAGCAGUAAAAAAUGGAUGUGGUUUUGAUCUAUCAUUUUUUAAGCU
Molecule: messenger RNA, 1028 nt
Organism: Myzus persicae (green peach aphid)
Lineage: Eukaryota; Metazoa; Arthropoda; Insecta; Hemiptera; Aphididae
Exons: 4
Coding region: 187-936 (249 amino acids)
Source: RefSeq, a predicted model, not a curated record